Messenger RNA from Cynocephalus volans (Philippine flying lemur), 1278 nucleotides. It is a transcript of the gene SYT4, whose product is annotated as synaptotagmin 4. Bases 1 to 1278 code for a protein of 425 amino acids. Gene Ontology annotation, cellular component: exocytic vesicle; axon; synapse. The record is from RefSeq and is a predicted model, not a curated record. The transcript is spliced from 4 exons. Gene Ontology annotation, biological process: cellular response to calcium ion; calcium ion-regulated exocytosis of neurotransmitter; regulation of dopamine secretion. Lineage: Eukaryota; Metazoa; Chordata; Mammalia; Dermoptera; Cynocephalidae. Gene Ontology annotation, molecular function: calcium-dependent phospholipid binding; calcium ion binding; clathrin binding.
AUGGCUCCGAUCACUACCAGUCGGGAAGAAUUCAGUGAAAUCCCCACAGUGGUUGGAAUCUUCAGUGCAUUUGGCCUGGUCUUCACAGUCUCUCUCUUUGCAUGGAUCUGCUGCCAGAGAAAAUCAUCCAAGUCUAACAAGACACCUCCAUACAAGUUUGUGCAUGUGCUUAAGGGAGUUGAUAUUUACCCUGAAAAUUUAAAUAGCAAAAAGAAAUUUGGAGCAGAUGACAAAAAUGAAGUAAAGAAUAAACCAACUGUGCCAAAGAAUUCAUUGCAUCUCGAUCUUGAGAAGAGAGACCUCAAUGGCAAUUUUCCCAAAACAAACCUCAAAGCUGGCAGCCCUUCUGAUCUGGAGAAUGUGAACCCAAAGCUCUUUUUAGAAGGAGAAAAAGAAGCAGUUUCUCCUGAUAGCUUAAACUCCAGCACUUCCCUGACUUCAGAAGAGAAACAGGAGAAGCUGGGAACCCUCUUCUUUUCCUUAGAGUACAACUUCGAGAAGAAAGCAUUUGUGGUAAAUAUCAAGGAAGCCCGGGGCUUGCCGGCCAUGGAUGAACAGUCAAUGACCUCCGACCCAUACAUCAAAAUGACGAUCCUGCCAGAGAAGAAGCAUAAAGUGAAAACCAGAGUGCUGAGAAAGACCUUGGACCCAGCUUUUGAUGAGACCUUUACAUUCUACGGGAUCCUCUACACCCAGAUCCAAGAGCUGUCCUUGCAUUUCACAAUCUUAAGUUUUGACAGGUUUUCAAGAGAUGAUAUCAUUGGGGAAGUCCUUAUACCUCUCUCAGGAAUUGAAUUAUCUGAUGGAAAAAUGUUGAUGAACAGAGAGAUCAUCAAGAGAAAUGUUAGGAAAUCUUCAGGACGGGGUGAAUUACUGAUCUCUCUCUGCUAUCAAUCCACCACAAAUACUCUCACUGUGGUUGUUUUAAAAGCUCGACACCUGCCUAAAUCUGAUAUGUCUGGACUUUCAGAUCCCUACGUCAAAGUGAACCUGUACCAUGCCAAAAAACGAAUCUCCAAAAAGAAGACUCAUGUGAAGAAAUGCACCCCUAAUGCAGUGUUCAAUGAACUGUUUGUCUUUGAUAUUCCUUGUGAGGGUCUCGAAGAAAUAAGUGUUGAAUUUCUGGUUUUGGAUUCUGAAAGGGGGUCUCGAAAUGAGGUGAUUGGGCGGUUGGUCUUGGGCUCAGCAGCAGAAGGAACCGGUGGAGAGCACUGGAAGGAGAUCUGUGACUUCCCUAGGAGACAGAUUGCCAAGUGGCACAUGCUCUGUGAUGGGUAG